Molecule: messenger RNA, 4012 nt
Organism: Penaeus chinensis
Lineage: Eukaryota; Metazoa; Arthropoda; Malacostraca; Decapoda; Penaeidae
Gene: kz
Product: probable ATP-dependent RNA helicase kurz
Exons: 21
Coding region: 98-3712 (1204 amino acids)
Biological process (GO): maturation of SSU-rRNA from tricistronic rRNA transcript (SSU-rRNA, 5.8S rRNA, LSU-rRNA)
Cellular component (GO): intracellular anatomical structure; nucleolus
Molecular function (GO): ATP binding; ATP hydrolysis activity; RNA binding
Source: RefSeq, a predicted model, not a curated record
UAAACAAACCCAUGUGACGACAGUGUGGCUGGGACGUAUACGUGGGGCUGGAUGCAACACUGUUUUUAUAUUUUAAAAACUUUUCUUUAUUACCAAAAUGGGUAGGGCAAGGCAGAAGUACAGAGAGCGUCCUACUGUGGUAGCAGAUGAAUCAAAUCAGAAGAAGAUUAAGGUUGAAUUGAAAAAUGCUGAAGCAGAAACGUAUGAUACAGCGAACGCCUUGGUUCUGCCAUCAAAGAAACGAGCAACAAAGAAACUGCGUGAUAAAAAUGCUGCCCCAGUCAAACUACUCUCAAAGAAGAAGAGGAAACUUUUGGAAAAAAUUGUUGACCAAAAGAAGAAAAAAGCCAGGAGAAGUGAACUGAUAGAAGCACUGGAGAAGGUCCAGGCCAGCCCCAAGGACCUGGCUCUCCUGACUCAGCUCCAGUCAACACAGACGCUUGGAAGGAAGAAGUACCUGUCAGAAGACUUCACGCUCAUCACCAAACAGGAGGUCGAAGAGGAAGGGGGGAGAGUUAUCAGUGUCAUCAAGGGCAGGAAGCGCAAGAAAGCAAUGGAGGAUGAUGGGGAGAAGGAGAAGAAGCGCAGGGACCCUACAGUGGUCAGGCUUGGGGAAGUGUCAAGCAGUGAGGAGAGUGAAGAUGAUGAAGAAGAUGAAGAAGGAGAGGAGGAAGAAGAAAAUGUAGAAGAUCAGGGAACAGAGAAUGGUGAUGGAAGCAAAGAAGAGAAUGAUGAAGUUGAAGAAGAAGGAAUUGUUGAAGAAGUGAAGAAAGAAGAGGAAGCAACAGACAAAGACACAACUGAAGGUCCCAAAGCCACAGAACAGAAAGAAGAACCCAAAGAAGUGAAGAUGAAAGCCCAGGUAGUGCCAGCAAAGCCUGCAGUCUUUGUCAUGCUCGACCGAUUGCCGGAGGUGCAGGCUAGCCGUCUCAAACUGCCAAUUUUGUCUGAGGAGCAGGUCAUCAUGGAGGCUAUUAAUGAAAAUCCUGUCACUGUCAUUGUGGGUGCAACAGGCAGUGGAAAGACAACGCAGGUGCCGCAAUUUCUUUAUGAGGCAGGAUAUACCAGUGAUGGUAAAAUGAUUGGAGUGACAGAGCCUCGGCGAGUGGCUGCAAUUGCCAUGUCACAGCGUGUUGGCCAUGAAAUGAACCUCUCUUCAGACCAAGUCUCAUACCAGAUCAGGUUUGAGGGCAACUCCACUCCAGAGACAAAGAUUAAAUUCAUGACUGAUGGAGUGUUGCUCAAAGAGAUACAGAAGGACCCAACCCUGAAGAAGUACUCUGUCAUCAUAAUCGAUGAAGCCCAUGAGCGCAGUGUGUUUUCUGACAUCCUGAUUGGUAUCCUCUCACGUAUCAUACCUAGACGGCAAGCCAAGGGAAAACCUCUGAAACUAGUCAUCAUGUCAGCCACUCUUAGAGUUGAGGAUUUCACUGACAAUGUUCGGCUCUUUAAGGAGCCCAAACCCCCUAUCAUGAAGGUUGAUGCAAGAAUGUUUGAUGUGGCAAUUCACUACAACAAGCGGACAAAUGAAGACUACGUAGGAGAGGCGUAUAAGAAAGCAUGUAAAAUUCAUCGUCAACUUCCUGAUGGAGGAAUUCUCAUCUUCUUAACAGGUCAGCAGGAAGUGAAUACUGUAGUGCGUAAACUUCGCUCAACCUUCCCCACUCACUCUGGCAACAACGGUGAAAUCAAAAAGAGCGCAUAUCAGCGGAAGAAGGAAGACCUAAAGGCCAAGAAGGAAAAACGAAAAUCUGGCCAACUUCAGAAAAUUGUGUUGCCCAAAGUAAAGCUGGAGGACUUUGUAUCAGCCUUCCCUGAUGAUGCAGAAGGCGAAGUAGAUGAAUUAGAGGACAGAGGAGCAGAUGACCGAGAUGACAGUGACUUAGACUUGGACGAAGAUGAUGAAGGGGAAGAGGAAGGGAAGGGAGGUGAACCCGAACAGCCCAUGUGGGUUGUGCCCCUGUACUCUAUGCUGCCCCCAGAGAAGCAGCAGAUGGUGUUCCAACCUCCACCAGAGGGUAUGCGGAUGUGUGUGGUCGCUACCAAUGUUGCUGAAACAUCUCUGACAAUCCCUAACAUCAAAUAUGUUAUUGACUCUGGAAAAGUGAAGGAAAAGGUCUACGAUAAAGUUACAGGAGUCUCCAUGUUCCAUGUAACUUGGAUUGCCCAAGCCUCAGCCAAUCAGAGGGCUGGCCGAGCUGGCCGAACUGCUCCAGGACACUGCUAUAGACUAUACUCAUCGGCUGUGUUCAAUGAUGAGUUUCAGAAGUUUGCAACGCCAGAGAUCCAGCGACGUCCCAUAGAUGACCUUGUUCUGGUCAUGAAGUCCAUGAAUCUACCUGUCAUUAACUUCCCAUUUCCAACACCACCAGACCAGCUGCAGGUUUGUACUGGCAUUAAGCGUCUCAUUACCCUGGGAGGUUUGGAUGAGAGCGAGUUGGUGUCAAAGAAAGUACCUACUUCAGUUCCUCGCAGAAAAAGAAAAACUUUAAAUAUGGUGGAGCAUAAAGACCUUAGUUACAUCACCCCCUUAGGCAGGGCAAUGGCAGCAUUCCCCCUUGCUCCAAGAUACGGUAAAAUGCUUGCCCUCAGUCACCAGCACAACCUCCUCCCAUACACAGUUGCUAUCGUGGCAGCUCUAACAGUGCAGGAAGUCUUAAUUGAAACACCAUUGGACUCAAAGGCUAAUGUGAAUGAAACUCGGAAGAGGUGGCAGAAUCUGAGGCUCUCCUGGGCUAGUGCUGGAAACUCCCGGAGCCUUGGAGAUGCUAUGGUUCUCCUGCGGGCAGUGGGUGCUGCUGAGUACCAGGGUGGUGAUAGGGAAUGGUGUGAGAAAAAUGGAUUGAGACACAAGGGCAUCAUUGAGAUUAGGAAGUUGCGACGGCAGUUGACUAAUGAGAUCAACAUGAUCAUCCCCUCAUGCAACAUUGUACUGGACCCACACAUGGCACCCCCCACUGAUGACGAGGCAAGACUACUGAGGCAGAUCGUGCUGGCUGGUGCUGUGGACCAUGUGGCUCGGCGUGUGGAUGACCACGAGCUCAAGACUCCUGAAGAUAGACAGAAAUGGAGAUAUGCAUAUAGAACACAAGAGAUGGAAGAGCCUGUGUUCCUUCCCUCAGCAUCUGUCACACGCAUUGACAUGCCUAAGUGGGUUGUCUAUCAGGACAUUUAUGAGACACACAAAAUGUUUAUGAGGACUGUAACGGUAAUAGAACCCGAAUGGUUGGCAACUUUUGCCCCCAGACUCUGCGAUUUCUCCCCUCCUCUGGAAACGCCCGAGCCAAGAUAUGAUGCAGAGAGAGAUAAGAUUAUGUGUCACAGAACAGCAACUUUUGGCCCUUCGGCUUGGGAAAUCCCGGAGGUCGAGGUCGAGUACCCCUAUGGUCGAGAGAUGUUCCCCUGGAUAGCAUUCUACUUCCUCACAGGUGAUAUAUGCCCAGCACUGAAACCCUUCAAGGAAUACCUCUUCGAGCCAAGAACCCUAGUCAAUCCAGUUGCUAUAAGAUAUCGUGAACAGAGAGAUAACAUCUUGCGUGCGUUAAUGAGUCAAAAGGUCACCAGCUAUGCAAAGUUGGAAAGCCUGUGGAAAAUACAACCAAAAUUCCUCCAGAACGAAUACCUGCAGUGGUUCCAGGACAGUGAACUACACGCAGAAGUUAUCAAAAUCUGGCCUCCAUUUAUUAAGAAGGAGGUCAAUGAAUGGGACUGAAAGCAUGUUGUGAUUUUGUUAUUUAUUCAGGUAGAAUAAAUGGGUCUGAUAUUUCAUAUAUGUUUUAUUAUUAUUAUUAUUAUUGUUAGAAAUAUUUUAAAAUGUUGAUACAAUUUUUUUUUGUGGGUAAAUGAUGGAAUCUUUUUUUUUAUAUUUUUGCUCUUUGUAUUUCUGUCAUAUUGAUGUUAUUUAUCUUGUAAGAUAGCAAUUUUGAUAUUGCUGUUUGUGGUGUUUAAUUGCAAUGUACAAAUGGAGUAUUGUAGCACAUACAGUAUAAGAAUAAAUCUAAAUUUUGUUAAA